Saccostrea cuccullata (small rock oyster) is the source of this 2850-nucleotide messenger RNA. Its product is annotated as cholecystokinin receptor type A-like. Gene Ontology annotation, biological process: neuropeptide signaling pathway. Gene Ontology annotation, molecular function: gastrin receptor activity; neuropeptide receptor activity. Gene Ontology annotation, cellular component: plasma membrane. Bases 265 to 1491 code for a protein of 408 amino acids. Lineage: Eukaryota; Metazoa; Mollusca; Bivalvia; Ostreida; Ostreidae. The transcript has 4 exons. The record is from RefSeq and is a predicted model, not a curated record.
UGGGGUAUGUUGCGGCUUGUUCAAAGGUUUAAAUAGAUGGAGAUCAUUCCCUGGGUUCAGGCAUUGAUUAGCGGAGCGAUUUGUCGGAUCGGUCUGAAACAAUAACCCGCCGAUACACAAACAAUGACAGCAAUGGGAAACAUCAGUAACCGCUGCACCUUCUCGGGUUCCAUCAUAGUAAACAAGUGGCCACUCGUAAACUCGUUAUCUAUACCUUGUUUCUGGUGUGAUUGAUGCUUCAUCUGACUUACUUAUGACCAGAACAUGAAUAAUUCCAACUUUUCUGAGUUUAACAAUUCCAGUGAACACCUUCAGCAUGAGGCACUGAGUUCUGAAGUCGCCGCGGUCUGUUAUGCCGUCAUAUUUGUCUUGGCUCUCCUGGGCAAUAUUCUGGUCAUUGCAACCCUUGUCCAGAACAAGAGAAUGCGGACAGUGACCAACGUUUUCUUGUUGAACUUGGCCAUCAGUGAUCUGCUCUUGGCACUUUUCUGUAUGCCUUUCAAUAUCAUUCCAAUGCUUAUGAGAAAUUUUGUUUUUGGACCAAUAGUUUGUUACCUUUCACGAUACUUUCAAGGAGUGUCGGUAGGGGUCAGUAGUUUUACAUUAGUCGCCAUUUCACUGGAGAGAUACUUUGCUAUAUGCCGCCCCCUCCAGUCUAGAAAAUGGCAGACUCUCUCUCACGCUUACCGCAGCAUCCUGUUUAUCUGGGGAAUGGCGUUUGUGAUCAUGAUUCCCAUUCCAGUUCACACCAAGUACGAGAAUAGGCGCCUCGGAAUGUACACAUGCCGGGAGAAGUGGGUGGCGGAUAUUGCGGAGCGGAUCUACACAGUGAUUCUUGUUUUACUCCUACUGGUGAUACCACUUAUUGCUAUGUCCGUGGCGUAUGGUACAGUCACACAAACAUUGUAUGAGGACAUAUCAGCACAAAAGGGAACAAAUGGUUUUUACAGAAGGCGCAACAGUGGCAGUAUGCAGUCAUUAAAUAAUUCCAGCUUUAGAAACUUUGUGGAAAGUAGACGCGGGGUCUUAAAUAGUGAGGAAUCAACGCCGCAGAGAAAACCAGAGCAACGGUGCAUGAUUCGGCAGUCGAACCCCGAGCGCAGCCGCGCCGCCAAAGUACGGGUGAUACGUAUGUUGUUGGCGGUGGUGAUAGAAUAUUUAAUCUGUUGGACACCAUUGUAUGUUGUGCAAACGUGGAAUUCCUUUCAUUCACAGAGUUUGAAGGAUUACUUUUCCAACCUAACUCUGUCUCUUGUCUUCAUGCUGGCUUACAUAUCAUCUGCUUGUAAUCCAGUCACUUACUGCUUAAUGAACAAGAAAUUCAGACAAUCUUUUCGAAACAUCUUAAAUUGCUGUAACUGUUGUAGUUUACAAAACGUCAGUCGACAUUUUUCCAAUCGUAGUGAUCACUUCAAUUCACUCAAACUUCAGACAACACGGUGUAGUUUACUGAAGAACCCCCACCAAGAACUGACUCAGGGACAGGUGUAAGUCAGGGAGGGGGUACACACGGUAUCCAGCGAUACCCCACCAAGAAUUGACUGACAGGUCUACAUCAGGGAGGAGAGACAAACCGUAUCUACUAUCCAGCAAUGGAAAACUGGAUUUGACUCUACUGCUGGUAGUAACUCUGAAAGUCUGGCAUUAAUACAACGUUCAGUGCCACGAAAUGUCAGCAACAGUGCCAUCUUAACAACAAGAAGCCCAUGGGCCACAUCGCUCACCUGAGCACUGUGGCUGGGAAAAAGCAGAAAUUGGAUUAUUCUUGAAUAGUUUAUAUCCAAAAGUAGUCCCAUGACCAGUCAUGGCUUUGCUAUUCUUGAUAAGAUGAUUUUUAAAGAAUUUUCCUAUAUACUUCUAUGUAAAACUGUAGUCGGCCAUUGUGGCCCCGCCCUACCCCUGGGGGUCAUAAUUUGAACAAACUUGAAUCUACACCACCUGAGGAUGCUUCCAUACAAGUUUCAUCUUUCCUGGCACAGUGGUUCUUGAGAAGAAGAUUUUUAAAGAAUUUUCCUAUAUAUUUUUAUGGAAAAAUUUGGUCGGCCAUUGUGGCCUUGCCCUACCCCCGGGGGUCAUGAUUUGAACAAACUUGAAUCUACACUACCUGAGGAUGUUUCCAUACAAGUUUCAUCUUUCCUGGCACAGUGGUUCUUGAGAAGAAGAUUUUUAAAGAAUUGUCCUAUAUAUUUCUAUGUAAAAAUUUGGUCGGCCAUUGUGACCCCGCCCUACCCCCGGGGGUCAUGAUUUGAACAAACUUGAAUCUACACUACCUGAGGAUGCUUCCAUAUAAGUUUCAUCUUUCCUUGCACAGUGGUUCUUGAGAAGAAGAUUUUUAAAACAUGCCACCAAAUUUUUAUUAAUUCCCAAUUAUCUCCCCUUGAAUGAGGGCGUGGCCCUUCAUUUGAACAAUCUUGAAUCCCCUUCACCCAAGAAUGCUUUGUGGCAAGUUUGGUUGAAAUUGACCCAGCGGUUCUUGAGAAGAAGUCGAAAAUGUGAAAAGUUUACAGACAGACAGGCGGACGGACGGACAGACGGACUACAGACAAAAUGUGAUCAGAAAAGCUCACUUGAGCCUUCUGCUGAGGUGAGAUAAAAAAAACCUUAUAUCUACUGCUGACAGUAACUCUGGAAUAUGUAUACAGUGCCACUAAAUGCUAGCAACAGGGACUUCAAGCUUAAAUCUGUUUAAUGCUGCUACUUAUUCUGCUACUUAAUGUUAACAACAGUCUUAUGACAUAAAAAAAAGCAUUUUAUUUUUCAUGUUCUCCUAAAGAAAACUAUUUCAUUGACAUCUUUACAACGGUCACAGUGAUAUUCAUAGUCUUUUUUGUGAGUCAUUAAAUAUGAAGU